AUGAGUUUUACUGACGAUUGGUAUCAAACUGCCAUUGAAGAUUAUGAUCUUAAAAAUGUACCUUUCGAGAAUUUCAGUAAAAAAAAGAAAAAAAUAGGUAGAGGUGGUUUUGGUGAUAUAUUUUCUGCUACUUGUAAAUCAAUACCAUCAAUCCCGGAAGUGAUAGCAUUAAAGGGAGUGUCCGUGGGAGAGGAAGAUAGUGGAAUGAGUAUUAAAAUAUUUCUUAAUGAG
Molecule: messenger RNA, 231 nt
Organism: Scutellospora calospora
Lineage: Eukaryota; Fungi; Glomeromycota; Glomeromycetes; Diversisporales; Gigasporaceae
Source: the annotation of a GenBank genome assembly